GAACCAUAGACAGUAAAAGAAAGGAACAGGGUUGGGCACCACUGGGCUCAAUAGUAGCUGAGUUAACGCUAGAUGGCGCCCUGCACCUUCAUCUAAAAAGCAUACUCGCAUUCAUAUCACAUCACUGAGGCUGAGCCACACACUUUGCAUUUGUGGUGCACGGUGACUUCUCGUGAAAUCUCGCGAUGGCUGACUCAGACGAGAACACAGCACGGGGGAAAAUGACGUCUUGUCAACAACACUAACAAAGUGAAAAAGACAUGCAUAUAUAUUGUUAACAGACAUGCCACAAAGUCCCACUGAAUAGCCACCCAGCCAAAAGUGCCCACAUCCCGCUGUCCCCAUGACAACCCCUCCUCUGGCCCAGUUCCCUGGGCAACCGGCUCAGGCAGCUCGGGAUGUGAACACAGCCUCGCUAUGUCGGAUCGGACAGGAGACGGUGCAGGACAUCGUCCUACGAACCAUGGAGAUCUUUCAGCUGCUGAGAAACAUGCAGCUGCCAAACGGAGUCACCUAUCAUCCUAACACUCAUCAGGACCGGUUGGGGAAACUGCAGGAGCACUUGCGGAUGCUCUCUGUUCUUUUCCGAAAGCUCCGUCUUGUCUAUGACAAAUGCAAUGAAAAUUGUGCUGGUCUGGACCCCGUCCCUCCUGAGCAACUCAUCCCCUAUGUAGAGGAUGACAGUUCUAAACUGGAUGACCGAAUGGCCAAUCAAAUCCGUGCAGCCAGUGAAGAGAGAAGAGAAGUACUGGAAGUUAAUAAGAAACUCAAACAGAAGAACCAGCAGCUAAAGAUGAUUAUGGACCAGCUCAGAAACCUCAUCUGGGAGAUCAACUCCAUGCUGGCUGUCAGGAGCUGAAACACACAUGUGCGUGUACACACAGAGUCAGUGUUGUACAUACCGAGCCAGUGUUCGCUGCAUUCAUGAGCUCUGCUUUCAGCGGGACACGUAAGAUAGAUGCAGGAAAGAGCAGCGAGGCACAAAAUUGAGAGAAGGUAGGAAGCGAAAAGAGGACUGAACUGAAGAAAUUCUGCUGCAUUCAUAACACACGGUUGAAAUACCAUUUGGUUCAGCUGACUUGGAUUCAAUUUUCAACCUGAUGAACAUUAGGAGGUCUGAGCAAGUCUGCUCAUUCACUCAGAUAUGCUUUAAGAUCAACCUUUUACGCAAGUAUAUUCCUCAUAUUUUGCAUGAGCGAUAGCUCCUAUUUACUGUUAAACUUAGUUCUCAAUCAUAACUUACAGAAAAAAUUUGUGUGAAACAUAUUGCAUAUCAGUGUGGUGUUAAUAUAUCCAUAAAGUAUAAACCUUAUACCA
Molecule: messenger RNA, 1317 nt
Organism: Cyprinus carpio (common carp)
Lineage: Eukaryota; Metazoa; Chordata; Actinopteri; Cypriniformes; Cyprinidae
Product: mediator of RNA polymerase II transcription subunit 30
Biological process (GO): positive regulation of DNA-templated transcription
Cellular component (GO): mediator complex
Molecular function (GO): transcription coregulator activity
Source: RefSeq, a predicted model, not a curated record